AUCAAGGUCUGAAUCCUUUACUCAUACUUCUUUCAUUUGUUUUUUUUUCUUUUGUGUGUGUUUUCUUAAUUAAUUGUCAUAUAACGUUUUAGACCAUUUACGAGUUUAUUUUAAUUUCGCAUCGCAUUCCUUUUGCUAACAAAUAUCCUUCUAUUGCUUUAGCGAAUUAUCCCUACGGUUUAAUCUUGUAUAUACAUAUCUAUAUAUACUUUUUUAUAUAUACAUAGAUAAAGGGCAAACUCGGUUUAUUUUUUUCUUUUGUUCGUUCGUUCGUUAUUAACCUCGUUGAUUGAUUGAUAAUAGACAUUUUGUUAAAGGUUAUUCAGUAUGUCGUCCGAUUCAAGUUUUUCCUCUCUUCAUAAGACAGAGACUCAAGCUAUCCAGGAUAACAAGUCGUUUAGCGAUACCCACUCCAACAAAGUUGCUAGUUCAUCGAGUUCGUCUCAACGUUCGGAAGACUUAAAAGAUGAUAAGAAGGAUGUCUUUGACUCUUCAUCAGAAUUGGAGAAAGGAUCCAAUCAUUCGACUAGUGAAUGGAAAAAAUUCUUUGAAGUCUUCAUUUGUGGUGUUGCCUUGAUUUCCGAUGGCUAUUGCUCCAAUUCUAUCGGAACCGUCAUGACAAUUCUGAAAAAACUUUACCCCAAAGAGACUACCACAAAUAAGUCCAUGCAAGAUGUCGGUAUGAUUGCUUAUGUCGGUACUGUUAUUGGACAAUUAUCGUUUGGUUGGUACUCUGACUUCUUUGGUCGUAAGAAUGGUAUGAUUACUGCUACUCUUAUUCUGUUGAUAUCUACUGCUCUUUGCUCUGGUGCUUAUGGAUACCACGGAAGUAUCAAUGGCAUGAUUUCUGCUUUGAUUGCCUAUCGAUUUUUCCUUGGUAUCGGCUUAGGAGCUGAAUACCCUUGUGGUUCCGUGGCUGCUUCCGAAAAUUCAAACCAAAUGAAAUCUGGUAGACGCCAUGGUUCUUUUAUUUUUGUAACCGGUUCUGCAAUUGACAUGGGUUUUGUUUUAGGUGCCUUCGUUCCGUUCGUUUUAGUAUGCAUUUUCGGCGAUCAUCAUCUUCGUGCUGUCUGGCGUUUGUCGAUCGGUUUAGGUUGUGUCAUUCCUCUUCUUCUUUUGGCUUUCCGUUUGCCGAUGAAGGAAAAUGGUAUCUUCCUGAAAUCUCGCAUUCCCUAUUCUAAGAUUCCAUGGCGUGUCGUCUUACGUCUCUACGGUGUUCGCUUUGCUGUGAUUUGUCUCGUCUGGUUCAUUUACGACUUGUCUGCGUACGCAUUUAGUUUGUAUUCCAGUACUAUCGUAAGUGGUAUUCUUCCUCCUAAUGCAUCCAUGGCUAAAAGCUUUGGAUGGAAUACUCUUAUUAACACUUUUUACCUUCCUGGUUCUUGGUUAGGUUGUAUUUUCUCCGACAUUAUUGGUCCUAAGUGGUGUUUGGUUUCUGGUUUAAUCUUACAGGGUACGAUCGGUUUCUUUAUGUCUGGUUUCUACAAUCAACUCGUUCACCGUAUUGCUGGCUUCUGUGUUAUCUAUGGUGUCUUCUUGUCAUUGGGUGAGUACGGUGCCGGAGGUAACAUUGGAUUAAUAGCUUCCAAGACUUCUCCUACUGCUGUCCGUGGUAUCUAUUAUGGUCUUGCGGCAGCCAUUGGAAAAUGUGGUGCUAUUGCUGGUGUUUAUGCAUUUGGCGGUGAUCAAAUUCAAAUUUACUUUUAUGCUGCUAGUGGAAUGGCCAUCUUUGUUGCCAUCUUAUCAUUUUUCUUCCUUCCUCAUAUCAGUCAAACUUGCAUUGAGGAUGAAGAUCAACGCUUUAUUCAAGCCUGUAUCGAUUCCGGCUAUGGAAAUCCUUAUGACCAUGAAGAAACUGUACUUGCCAAAGCCUAAGUUUCGUUAUCUUGAUUUUUACGUUUGCGAUGUUGGAAUAAGUGAUGAAUGAACAUAUAACGCGAAAAAACUACUAACUUAUAUUUAAUUUUUAAAUUAUUGCAAUGACUUCCCCUAUAUACAUAUUUGCUUUUUCAAACAAUCAAAAAAAAAAGCGCUUUUAUUUUUUGACUCUUGAGUUCAACCUCAGGAAAUCUUCCUUGGUUUUUGGAUGUUGAUAUUCUUCGAGUAGACGGCAUCUCGGCCUAAGGUAUAUUUUCUGCGCCAACUCAACUUUGGCUUUUCUUUUUUUCUUAAAAAGAAGAAUAAGAACAACCAGAAAAAAUUACAAAAGGAACACCGAUCUAAUGAUUUUUGAUCUCCUCCAGAAAUUAUAUUUCGUUGUCUCAGACUAAUUUAGACAGGUUUUUUGGGUAGAAUGGUUUUAACCUACAUCGAAUUGUCUAUAGAAAAAAAAGGGUAUAUAGAUUAUAGAAUUGUGUUUGGCAACUUGUAUAUAGUUAAUAUUAUGUUAUAUAUAUUUAAUUGAAAAUGGA
Messenger RNA from Schizosaccharomyces octosporus yFS286, 2411 nucleotides. Its product is annotated as glycerophosphodiester transporter. Lineage: Eukaryota; Fungi; Ascomycota; Schizosaccharomycetes; Schizosaccharomycetales; Schizosaccharomycetaceae. Gene Ontology annotation, cellular component: plasma membrane. Gene Ontology annotation, biological process: transmembrane transport; carboxylic acid transport. The transcript has a single exon. Bases 328 to 1875 code for a protein of 515 amino acids. Gene Ontology annotation, molecular function: carboxylic acid transmembrane transporter activity. The record is from RefSeq and is a predicted model, not a curated record.